Capsicum annuum is the source of this 1663-nucleotide messenger RNA. Its product is annotated as zinc finger protein CONSTANS-LIKE 4. The record is from RefSeq and is a predicted model, not a curated record. Gene Ontology annotation, cellular component: nucleus. Gene Ontology annotation, molecular function: protein binding; zinc ion binding. Gene Ontology annotation, biological process: regulation of photoperiodism, flowering; regulation of flower development. The transcript has 2 exons. Bases 282 to 1313 code for a protein of 343 amino acids. Lineage: Eukaryota; Viridiplantae; Streptophyta; Magnoliopsida; Solanales; Solanaceae.
AAACCGCACACGGCUCUUGUCGUCGUGGAGCCCCACCUCAUAAACGACAACUGCGUAGUUUCCUAUAUUAUUAAUUAAUUCCAGCUUAUUUGGCUAAGACCUAGUACACAUGUUAUCCUCUCAUUCGUCACAUCUAAGAUUUCCUUGCUAGCUAUUAAGAUAAAACUGUGUCUCAAUAAUAGUAAAGCAAACAAACAAAACAGUCCACACAAAGCUAGAAUCAAUCUCCAUUAUUGCAAGCCAAAUUUUAGUAAGAGAACUAAGCAAAAAUCAACACAAUAAUGGUGGUGGAAAGCUGGAGUACGACGGCGAAAGGCUGCGAUGCCUGCAAAGCGGCACCGUCUACGGUGUUCUGCAAGGCAGACAUGGCUUUCCUGUGUCUAACUUGUGACUCGAAGAUCCACGCAGCUAACAAGCUAGCGUCACGCCAUGCGCGUGUCCUAGUAUGUGAGGUGUGCGAGCACGCCCCGGCUAGCGUCACUUGCAAAGCUGACGCUGCCGCGCUGUGUAUCACAUGUGACCAGGACAUACACUCUGCCAAUCCACUAGCUAGGCGUCACGAGCGUGUGCCCGUGGUGCCUUUCUAUGACUCUUCCUCUGCCAGAUCUCAAACUGCAGAUGAUGAGAAUGAUCCUCCUCGUCUGCAGUUUGAGGAGGAAGAGGCGGAGGCAGAGUCGUGGUUGCUACAAGCACCAAAUAAUAAUCAAGAAGCUGAUGAAUACAAGUCAUCUGCUGCUGCGGAGUAUUUGUUUGGCGACGUGGAUUCGUAUGUGAAGGUGGAUAUGGUAUCAGAUCAGAAACCAUCUAAUAAGGCUAAUACUGAUAUUCAACUUCAUCAAGAUUGUGUUGUGCCUCAUGUAGAGAACAAGAAUACUGAGAUCCAAUUACAUGGUCCAGUUGUUGAUGGAUAUCCAAGCUAUGAAAUGGAUUUUUCUGCUGGAUGUAAACCUUUUAUGUACAACUUCAGUACUCAAUCCAUCAGCCAAAGUGUCUCUUCAUCAUCUAUGGAAGUUGGAGUUGUGCCUGACCAUAAUACCAUGACAGAUGUAUCAACCACAUUCGUAAGGAACUCUGUCAUCGAUGGUCUACCUAACCCGAUUUCGAGCUCAGACAGGGAAGCAAGAGUAUUGAGGUACAGAGAAAAGAGAAAAAAUCGAAGGUUUGAGAAGACUAUACGAUAUGCAUCUAGAAAGGCUUAUGCUGAGACUCGACCCAGAAUCAAAGGGAGAUUCGCUAAACGUACGGAGAGCGAUGUCGUAGACUCGCUCGUCGGGGCUGCCGACACUUCAUAUGGCGUCGUUCCUUCGUUUUGAUAAUUUGGAAAGUAUAUUUCAUGUUGCUAAUGAAGGAGUAGCUAGCUAGUAAAAUUAUGUGUACAUAUUGUUUUACUUUUUUUUGGAAGUCACAUGCUUAAUUCGUGAAAAUAACUUCUUGGGUAAGACGGUGUACAAUUAACCUUUAUUGUCCAGCCUUCCCAAACCCUGUGCAACACGAAAACUUUAGUAUAUUAGACUGUCUAUUUAUUUUUUUUUGGGUAGAAUUUUCCUUUCUUUCUUCGUUUAUUUUUGUAAUGUAAUGAGCUUUUCUUUUCUUUUCUUUUUGUAAAGAAAAUUAGCUCCAUGGAAACUGAUUAUGCUAUUAAAAGGCUCUCAUGUUGCUUCAA